Zea mays is the source of this 1863-nucleotide messenger RNA. RefSeq lists its product as uncharacterized. Bases 99 to 1568 code for a protein of 489 amino acids. The transcript has a single exon. NCBI's taxonomy places the organism in Eukaryota, Viridiplantae, Streptophyta, Magnoliopsida, Poales, Poaceae. The record is from RefSeq and is marked validated.
AAAGGCUCGCAGCGAAGCCGCCCUCACAGUCACAGCUACUUCUGCUCGCCCGCCACUCGGAGUAGCGUAGUGCCGUGCGGUGGUGAGUGACAGGAAGGAUGGAAGAAGGCUUCACCGGCGGCGUCCGGAUCGUGUCCAGGCGUCUCGUCCGGCCGGAGCCGACCGCGAGCUCGCCGGACAACAACAGCGCGCCACCGGAAGAGGAGGAGGAUGAGAUAAUGCACAUGACGCCGUGGGAUCUGCGCAUGAUCACGGUGGACUACAUCCAGAAGGGACUGCUCCUGCCCAAGCCCCCGGCAGCAGGCGGGGCACACGCGCACCGACUCGUGGACGGCCUCGCCUCGUCCUUCGCACGCGCCCUGGCCCGCUUCUACCCUCUGGCCGGCCGCCUCGCCGUGGAUGCCGCCACCGGCGGCCCGGGCGUCGUCGUCUCGCUCCGCUGCAGCGGCGAGGGCGCCGAGUUCGUCCACGCCGAGGCGCCGGAGGUCACCGUCAGCGACAUCAUCACGCUGCCCGCAGGCCAUUACUACGUCCCCAGCGCGCUGGUCUGGUCGCUCUUCCCGCUGAACGGGCUGCUGGGCACGGACGCCGCCCUGGACGACGACUCCCGCGCCCCCCUGCUAUCGGCGCAGGUCACCGAGCUCGCCGACGGCGUCUUCGUCGCCAUGUCGCUGAACCACGCCGUGGGCGACGGGACCACGUUCUGGCACCUGUUCAACACCUGGUCGGAGAUCAGCCGGGCGGGCGGCGAGGGGCGCGAGGCGGAGCUCUGCACGCCGCGGCCGGUGCUGGACAGGUGGUUCCUCGACACCUGCCCGGUCCCCAUCGCUCUGCCGCUGCGCAAGCUGGAGGACAUCGUCCGGCAGCCCGAGUACCCGCCGGUGCGGGAGUGCUUCUUCGACUUCCCUGCGGAGAGCGUGCGGAAGCUCAAGGCGAAGGCGAACGCCGAGAUUGCGGCGGGAGGCGGCACCGCGCCGGCCGCCGUCGUGCUGUCGUCUCUGCAGUCCCUGUUCGCGCACCUGUGGCGGGCGGUGUGCCGGGCCCGGGAGCUCGCGCCGGGCGCGGAGACGGCGUACCUCCUUCCCGUCGGGUGCCGCGCGAGGGUGCGAGGCGUCCCGCAGGCGUACGUGGGCAACGCCGUGACGCUCGCCGUGGCAAAGUCGACCGCCGGCGAGGUGCUGGGCGGCGGGCUGGGCUGGGCGGCGUUGCUCUUGAACCGCGCCGUGGCGUCGUUCGACGAGGCGGGCGUGAGGGCCGAGCUCGCGGCGUGGGCGCGCGACCCUCGGUUCGCGUACGUGGAGCCGCGCGGGUACGGCGGCGCCGCAACGGUCGCGACCGGGAGCUCCCCGCGGUUCGACGUCUACGGCAACGACUUCGGGUGGGGCCGGCCGCUGGCCGUCCGCAGCGGCGCCGGGAACAAGAUGGACGGGAAGGUGACCGUGUACGAGGGCCGCGGCGGCGCGGGCAGCAUGGCGCUGGAGGUGUGCCUGGAGCCCCAGGCGCUCGCCAGGCUCGUCGCCGACGACGAGUUCAUGGAGGCUGUGACUGUGAGCGCUGCCGCGCCGUGAAUGCCUUGUUAAUUAUAAACCCAGCGCAUACUUAGUUGUAGACUGCAUGUUUAUCUUUCAGUUUAUUGCAUGCGUGUGAGCCCCAGUCUGUGGUGAGCCGCACGGGUAGGAGGGCGUUACGAGAAUAGCUCCGCACGACCCUGAGAUGGCCGGAGUUUUAGCAGCAUCGUGCGCAUGGGGAUGGACAUGCGACCAAGCACGACGCAGGCUGAACACGACUGUUUUCUCCUUCGUUGUUCUCUGAAUAAAGGAAUAGACAAUAUACAGAAAACGCUGCCACUUUCAGCAGCACCCA